AUGCCGGAUCCAUGGCGCCAACUACGCUCCCUCGUUUUCCUCAGCGAUGAAGAGAUGGGCAAGAAGGACGACGACCACCACCGCGCUGGCGCCAGCGCCAUCAAGAACCCCAUCCUGCUUCGAAACCGCAACCCCCAAUGGCAGCCCGCCGCCAAGAUGCCGUCCCGCCGCCUCUUUCGACGCGUGGCCUACCUCCUCCUCAUUGCCUGCGGCCUCUGGUAUCUGCUGAGCGAUCUCUCCCUCGGUUUCGGCCAGAGACCUCCGAACUACAUCUACCCGUACCCCGACGACCCCCGAGAGUCUCGCGAUGCCACGCUCCGCAAGAACGGCCGGAUACCCAAGGGCCAGCCGGCUCCGCAAGGCACCGAGCACCACGACUACAACGGCCCCGUCAAGUUCCACCAUCUCGCUACCUCGCUGCACGCCAUCGCCGCCACCAAGGGGAGCCAGCCCGUCAACCAAAACGUCCUCUUCGCCGCCUCCAACCUGCGUAGCCUCUCGAACCUGCUGCCCUUCGCCUGCAAGAUGGGAACCGAGCUGAGGAGCUAUGUGCAUUUCGCAGUCAUGAGCAGGAGCGACAUGGAUGUGGACGAACUCAAGAAGAUCAAUGGUGUGGACGAUACCUGUUACAUCAUCUGGCACGAUGCCCGAGCCGACUUCCCGACCCUCUCGACCGAUGCGCGACUCGAGCAGUCCGCCCUCCGCGCAAUGCGCCACAUCUAUACCUACAUGCACCCGCAAGCCAUCAUAGUCGACGGCUCCGAUGACGAGUACCUACCCUUCAUGAAGGGCAUGAGAGACGAGACCAGACGUCUCAACACUCCGCUCAUCGAGCUCCCGGCAAAUGCAUGGACACACCUUUCAUGGUUGGCGAAACUGGACAGCGCCUCGUUGGCGGUGUGGAACCAGGUCAGCGUCGACAUCCUGAUUCAGGCUCCGGCCAGCGGCUCCGGCAGUCUGCUGCGGCUGCUCAAGUCUCUCAACGACGCCGACUUUACCGCCUUCACGAUCCCCCACCUCACAAUCGAGCUUCCGCAGGAUGUCGAGCCGGCGACCGCCAAGUUCCUCGAGACGUUUCGGUGGCCGCCGCCGCACGUCCAGAACCCCGGGCGCGUGCAGAUGCUCUCGCUGAGGCAUAGGAUCCCUCGGCAGCGCAUGACGGAGGAAGAGAGCUCCAUCCGCUUCCUGGAGUCAUUCUGGCCAACGACGCCCAGGCACUCUCACAUCCUUGUCCUGUCGCCGCAAGCCGAGCUUGCGCCGGGCUUCUUCCAUUAUCUCAAGUACACCAUGUUGGAGUACCGUUACUCGCGCCUGUCGAUGCUCCAGAAAUGGGACCAGCGUAUUCUCGGCAUCAGCAUGGCGUCGCCCUCUACGUACCUGAACGGCAAGGUAGACUUCGUACGGCCGACGAGAGAGGGUGACGAUGGCGACGGUGAAGAGACGUCGUAUCUAUGGCAGGCGCCCAACAGCAACGCCAUGCUCAUCUUUGGCGACAGGUGGAUCGAGCUGCACGGUCUCGUGUCGGAAGUCGAUGCGCUGCAGCAUGCGCGCGGAGCCGACCCGCCGCCGGACCUGGUGACGGAGAAGUUUGUGAGCAAAAGGUUCCCGUCCUGGCUCGAGCACGUCUUGCGCCUCUCUCGGCUGCGAGGCUAUUUCACGCUGUACCCAAGCGCCGAGACGGCGGCCACCCUUGCGACGGUGCACCGCGAACUCUAUCAGGCGCCCGAGGAAUACGAGACGGAGGAGAGCGAGAGGAAGAAGACGGCGAGUCUGUCAGAGUCGGCAGGCGGCUUCGGGUCGCUGGUGCAGACGCUGGACACGCUCCGGAACAACAACAGUCUCACGCCCGCCAACGAUCUUCCGCUGCUCGACUGGGAGGGCGAGGGCACGAAUCUGCGGCACGUGUACCAGAUGGCGGUGGAGUACAUGUUCACGUGGCGCGAGGAGGUUGGCGGCUGCAGCAAAGAAGAGUCGCAGAGGGAUCACAUUGACGGGUCUGCAAAGGAUCUGUUUUGCAGGCCCGACGGCAAACUCAAGGGGUAA
Colletotrichum spaethianum is the source of this 2043-nucleotide messenger RNA. RefSeq lists its product as uncharacterized. The record is from RefSeq and is a predicted model, not a curated record. The coding region runs from base 1 to 2043 and encodes 680 amino acids. The transcript is spliced from 2 exons. Lineage: Eukaryota; Fungi; Ascomycota; Sordariomycetes; Glomerellales; Glomerellaceae.